AUGCCAGGGGCUUUAGAGCACAAAGUUGUGUUUAAGGUUCGUUGGGAAAACUCGUGGCUACUUUGGGUCCAGCGAGAGAAGAAAGAUCUGUUUAUUGAUGAAGAAGACUGGAAUGAGUUUGUGGAUGACAACUGUUUAGCUCCGAAAGAUGUAUUGGUCUUCACACACGACGACACAAUGUGCUUUGAAGUCCAAAUCUUCAAGAAUGGUGAGAAAGAGCUCAUGACGGCUCCACUUGAAGUUAAACCCGAGACCGAACCGGCUCCAGUUGAAGUUAAACCCAAAUCUGAACCGCUUCAUCCUAAGCCUCACCAGGAGACAACAACUGCAACUGGCUCCACCUCUGCAAAUGGCGGGAAAAAGAGCGGAUCCAAACAGAAUCGUGAUAAUGUCAAAAACCCUGAGCAAUACCUCCUGAAUCCUCAAAGCCCUUACUUGGUGAGAACGCUGGCAAACAGGAACGACGUCCUGUAUUUCAGCCAAGAAUUGAUUCAGAAGUAUGACUUGAAGUUUGGUCCUGUUCAUUCCGCCAUCACUUACAUUCUUCCCGACGGAAAACAAGAUGCCUUCUUUAAGAUAUAUAGCCGUAACAACUAUUGUUUCAAUGGCUGGUCUGCUGUUUGUCGAAGGCUAAAGCUGAAAGCUGGAGACAGUGUUGUCUGUGAGUUUGAGCGCUCAGGAGGAAUCGUGACGGCUCUUAGAGUCCAUUUGGUCAAGAAAUGA
This is a messenger RNA of Microthlaspi erraticum, 723 nucleotides long. The record is from the annotation of a GenBank genome assembly. NCBI's taxonomy places the organism in Eukaryota, Viridiplantae, Streptophyta, Magnoliopsida, Brassicales, Brassicaceae.